This is a messenger RNA of Candidula unifasciata, 1698 nucleotides long. Lineage: Eukaryota; Metazoa; Mollusca; Gastropoda; Stylommatophora; Geomitridae. The record is from the annotation of a GenBank genome assembly.
AUGGAACAACCCGAACCCUUCCCGAUACUCAACACUGUUUUAAAACGAGUGCAGUUUCUGGCAGAGAAUUUUCCAGAGAAAGAACUGUUUGUGUUCUACGAAGGAGACAACAGGACCUCGUUGACCUGUAGCCAGGUCUUCCACUUGGCCGGCAAGUUUGCCUACAGGUUGCGUCACCUGUACGGCUUCCGUCGCAGUGACGUCAUCGUCAGUACCUUACCUAACUCACCUGAGCGACUCAUUGUCGACCUUGGCAUUAUGUUGGCCGGAUGUACCUGCAUGAAUGGACAGAUUCUUCUAGCAGAUGGCUCUGAUUUCUUUCGAUCGGCUACCAACAGUCAAUGUAGCGGCAUUGUGUUGAGACCUGACACGGAGUCACCGGCAUGGCGGCUCCUUCAUCCUUUCGUCACGGAUAAGGCUUCUACGACCUGCCUCACGUUAUCGUGUGACCAAUCACCUGAGUUAAGGACAGCAAUAGGCGUCUCUAGAACCUCUGACGGAACAAGUAAACCAUGGCUGGAAGACCUGAGAGACAGCAGUGACCAAGUGUUCAUCGAUUCAACGGUCGGCCCCGAGGAUCUGCUGUAUGUGUUUACCACGUCAGGUAGUACCGGCUACUCCAAGCUGGUGCCCAGGACUCAAGCAGAGAUCGUUAGUUUAGGGACUGCAAUCAACUUUGAAAACAUCGACUUCAGUGUCCCCACGGGAACCUAUAGUGACCGAAACUUAGGUUGGGUUGGUGGUUACCCGUUUACUUCAGUGUGCCUGGGAGAGAAGCGAGUUCUGCAGGACUUGUUUAGCCACCACGGAAAGGUAUCCGGAGAGAGCAUAUGGAAGGCAGUGUGUAGAGAGAAGUGUUUCUUAGCAAGCUUACGCCAGCUGGAUGUAGAAAGUGUGGUGGCAUACAUCGACCGCAUCGGCGGCAUCGAUCACAAGAUACAUAGUCUAUUCACUGGAGGACAGCCCGUAACACAGUCCCAGGUAGCCAUUGCCUUGACUAUCGCUGAAAAAGUUGUCCUUGGAUAUGGAUCCACGGAAUGCGGCCUCCUAGCUAUGGCAGUUGUUGAAGACGCGAAAAGUGAAGAUUUUUUCUGUGGUAAAGCAGUGCCAGACAAAACCCUGACAAUUGUCGAUGAGAACGGAGAUGAGUGUAAGUCUAGGCAGACUGGAACCAUUCUUGCUACAGGUGGGAACAUAUUUAAAGGUUAUUUUAACCGACUAGAAGACCCAGAUCCAAACACUGUCAAAUGUUUCACCGAGGAUGGAUGGUUCAACACGGAGGAUCUCGGCUUUUGGGAUGAAGACAAAAACCUCUACGUCUUGGGCAGGAACAAGGACACGAUCACGUACGGAAAUUAUGUCCUGUAUCCGGGGUGGCUAGAGGCAGAAAUCCUUCAACAUCCUGACGUGGCUGAUGCUUUCGUCUUGCCUGUAUCUGACCCUGUACGGUAUCACGAGAUCUGCGCAUGUGUGACCCCAGUCAGCGGAAGCAACGUGACAGAAGACCAACUGAAGUCCUACUGUGAAAGUAUCUUCAUUGCCGACUUGAACAGCUACCAGACGCCCAUGCCCAAGUAUUUUAUGGUCCUGGACAGUUUUCCGGAGACCCCAACUGGCAAACCGGACAAGCAGAGGCUAAGGAAACUAGCGGAGGAGAAAUUCGGGGCUGGCCGAAGUUUUACUAAUGUAUUACAAUGA